UGAUAAACUUGUAAAUAUUAUAUGUGAUAUAUCUAAGAUUGCGAGAUGCGCGUUAACGCUUAUAAAUUGUAAAACUACACAUUUCCGCCAGCAGCCGAAAUAUAGGUAUCUAGCCUAACGUACCGGAUGAAAACCCGACAAUAGAGUUAAUUAGAAAAAAUCGAUACCAAAGUUAGUAGCAGUCGUGAUAGAACUGCAGAGAAAUAUAUCUGCCUAUAUCUAUUCAUUAACAAUAAGACUAAAAUGCAUGCUCCUUAUGAUAAAUUGUAUAUUGUUUAUUCUUAUUUCGUGCGGUGUCUCGGGAUAUUAUAAUCAUGUAACCUCUCUUCAGUUUUUUUAUCUAUUGGUUUCGCAGAUUUGGGGAACACCAAAUUCUUUCAUCCUUUUUUUCUUUUUCGCUGUUAGUUUAGGUACCUACCUUAGGUAGACACGCUUGCACCAUCGCCAACUCAAUGUUUGCCCGAGCAGUUACUACCUACAUAUAACAACAAUGCUUUCGAUAUAUAGUAAUGGCAGACAGGCCCGGUUAUAGUUUUCUUCCCUACCUUCAUCACGUACCCGUCCGCCCAAAAUCAUUAUCGUAAUUUAUCACCAUGGAGUCCUACGAGGAACUGCUCUCUUGGGCUAUAGAACGCGGCGUUAAGCUUAAUGCUAUCGAACCAAAGCGUAUCCCUGGCAGGGGUAUCGGCCUUGUUGCAACUCGGGCGAUCAAGCCCGACGAGAUCAUAGUUGAUGUCCCUACAUCUUGCAUCCGUAGCAUAGACACGGUCCACAAGCCUAUCAUCCGCCAUCUUCCAAAGACCAUCUCUAUACAUGGCCUUCUUGCUGCCGAUCUAGCUUUGGAUAGAUCUUCCAAGUAUGCAGUUUGGAACGCCGUGUGCCCAACUCCCGAGGACUUCGCCGGUAUGCCAUUGGUCUGGCCACAGGAACUACGUGCUCUGCUACCUCCGACAGCGCGGGAAUUGCUGCAGAAACAAGAGGUCAAGUUCAAACGCGACUGGGCAACGGUCUUAGCAGCAUUUCCGGAGCAACUCAACGAGGAACGGUAUAAAUACGCAUGGAUGCUCGUUAACACGCGUACCUUUUACUACGUUAAUCCCAAAUUGAAAAAGAGAUCCAAAGAUGACCAUAUGUGUCUACAGCCUGUCGCGGACUUGUUCAAUCAUACCGACGAAGGGGGUUGUAAUGUGGCUUUUGAUCACGAAGGAUUCUCCAUCAAGGCUACACGCGAAUAUUCUCUGGGAGAAGAAGUCAAGAUCUGCUACGGUAGACAUAGUGGGGAUUUCUUACUCGUCGAAUACGGAUUCGUCAUGGAUGGGAACCGUUGGGAUGAGGUCUUGCUAGACGACGUGUUGCUCCCGAAGCUAAGCGACCGACAGAAGGAGAGGUUAGAGGAGGUCGGAUUCCUAGGGAAGUAUACUUUGGAUCGGGAGACCGUCUGCCACAGGACGCAGGUUGCGGCAAGGUUGCUAUGCUGCGGAGUAAGGGAGUGGAGGCGGUUCGUCGAUGGGAUCGACGACGGAGAGCGCAGUCAGAAUAACGUAGAUCAACUGGUGUUGACGCUGCUGAGGGAACAGAAACAAAUUGCUGAGAAGAGGAUCUCCGAGGUACAUUCACUGGAUGUUGGUGUGCCGCAGCACAAGGAGGUCCUAGCCAAGAGGUGGAAACAGAUUCAGGACCUGGUCGACGUGAAUAUUGCGCGCCUUGAAGACUAAGAGUGCGUCCAGAUAUCCAGGUUUAUGGAUACCUAAUCGACUUUUAGCUUAGGUAGAAUGUAAUGCCAGCGUUAAUACUCAAAGCUGGAAGGC
Messenger RNA from Daldinia caldariorum, 1808 nucleotides. RefSeq names its product SET domain-containing protein. Bases 594 to 1715 code for a protein of 373 amino acids. The transcript has 2 exons. Gene Ontology annotation, biological process: peptidyl-lysine trimethylation; peptidyl-lysine monomethylation. The record is from RefSeq and is a predicted model, not a curated record. NCBI's taxonomy places the organism in Eukaryota, Fungi, Ascomycota, Sordariomycetes, Xylariales, Hypoxylaceae. Gene Ontology annotation, molecular function: protein binding; protein-lysine N-methyltransferase activity.